AUGACAAAAACAGUUGCAGCCCCGGAUAAUGACAAGGAGGUUUCUGCAGCGAAAAUUUCAGAAGACGGACCGGAGCCUACGGUGCUUGAAGCGGGUUCUAGCAAAGAUGAUCCGAGGGAUAAAUUGCAGCCGCCGCCGCUGGUGGCUGCUAUGACUCCCGACGAGCGAGUCCUAGCCGAAAAGCGGUUGAGGAGGAAAAUCGAUACACGGUUAAUGCCCAUGGCUAUUCUGAUGUACAUCAUGAACUACCUUGAUAGAAAUAAUAUCGCUGCUGUACGCCUGGCUGGUCUCCAAGAAGAAUUAAAUCUCUCCAGUGUAGAGUAUCAGACCAUCAUCUCCAUUCUUUUUGUCGGGUACAUUCUCAUGCAAGUUCCCUCUAACCUCUUCCUUAAUAAGUUUGGAAAACCUGCUCUCUACCUACCGACUUGUAUGGUUGUAUGGGGUAUUAUCUCUGGAGCUACAGCUGCAUGUCAAAAUUUCGGCGGACUAAUUGCAUGUCGUUUUAUGCUUGGAGUGGUCGAGGCUGCGUAUUUCCCGGGCUGCCUGUUCUAUCUCAGUGCAUGGUAUACGAGGAAAGAGCUUGGGUUCAGAACUGCGGUGUUGUACUCUGGGUCUCUGAUAUCAGGCGCCUUCGGUGGACUGAUCACAGCGGGUAUCAAAGAAAACAUGGAUGGGACACAUGGAUUGCGAGCGUGGCGCUGGGUGUUCAUCAUCGAGGGGGGUAUCACUGUCGGCAUUGCCUUUUUGGCGUUUUGGAUACUGCCAAACUUCCCACUCACAACGUCGUGGCUGACCGAUGAAGAACGUCAGCUUGCUGUCUUCCGGCUUGAAGAAGACAUUGGUGAAGAAGAUUGGGUAUCUUCAGAGGCACAGACUUUUUUCAAGGGCCUCAAACUUGCUUUGGUGGACAUCAAGACCUGGGUCUUCACAAUCAUGCUCCUCUCGAUUGUCUCCUCAGCAUCGGUAACGAACUUCUUCCCAACUGUGGUGAAGACCCUUGGAUACUCGAAUACCGAAACGCUGUUACUUACAGCCCCGCCUUACCUCCUUGCAGUCAUUACAACUUAUUUCAAUGCCUGGCACGCAGACCGUACAGGCGAACGCUUCCUCCACAUCGUACUCCCACUCUGUGUCGGCGUAUUCGCAUUCAUCCUGGCAGCUGCUACUCACACAACAGCACCUCGAUACGUUGCCAUGAUGCUCAUGGUACCGGGUGUGUAUACGGGCUACGUCGUUGCAUUGGCCUGGAUUUCCAACUCGUUGCCGCGCCCGCCUGCGAAGAGAGCAGCAGCGCUAGCAUUCAUCAACGCCGUCAGCAACUCGAGCUCGAUUUAUGCUAGUUACAUGUAUCCGCAGCCAAAGAAGGGUCAGCCAAAAUUGACCAUACCCUUGAGUGUAGAUUGUGCAACGGCUGCGUUGGCGAUUAUCAUGGCGGGCGUUAUGCGCAUCAUUCUCGUACGACUUAACAAAAGGCUUGAUCGCGGAGAACAUGUUGAGGGCGCCAUCAACAGCGUACCGCGUGCUGGGCAAGAGCGUGGAUUCAGAUUCCUGGUCUAG
This is a messenger RNA of Bipolaris zeicola 26-R-13, 1557 nucleotides long. RefSeq lists its product as uncharacterized. Gene Ontology annotation, molecular function: transmembrane transporter activity. The transcript is spliced from 4 exons. Lineage: Eukaryota; Fungi; Ascomycota; Dothideomycetes; Pleosporales; Pleosporaceae. Bases 1 to 1557 code for a protein of 518 amino acids. Gene Ontology annotation, cellular component: membrane. The record is from RefSeq and is a predicted model, not a curated record. Gene Ontology annotation, biological process: transmembrane transport.